Dothidotthia symphoricarpi CBS 119687 is the source of this 2556-nucleotide messenger RNA. RefSeq lists its product as uncharacterized. The coding region runs from base 1 to 2556 and encodes 851 amino acids. The transcript has 5 exons. Gene Ontology annotation, molecular function: RNA binding. Gene Ontology annotation, cellular component: mitochondrial inner membrane. Lineage: Eukaryota; Fungi; Ascomycota; Dothideomycetes; Pleosporales; Dothidotthiaceae. The record is from RefSeq and is a predicted model, not a curated record.
AUGCUAUCAAGACCAGUCUGGCAUACCGCUGGACGGCGCUUGCCACUGCCGGAAUUGUCAAGAACCACACACUCGAUUUUGUAUGCUCGCAACAGACCGGCCAGUCUACUAAACCAGAGAUUAUGGACUGUUCCAGGCCGCUAUGCAACAACGUCAACCACAUUGCAAGCUGGCGAGGAUCAAACAGGCCAUAUCAGUGCUGCACCUAAUGAGGGGCUCCUUUUCUUCAACAAUGUCUUCCCCAUCCAGAUUCGGAAAAUCUUAGGACUUCCAAUUCCUCGUUUGCUCGACAAGAUUAUCAGCCCCACAGGUUCAGGAACGGAUCCAAAUGUCAUCCUCGAGAGAGCGAGGGCAAAAGGCAGUCUGCCCAUCAAUGCUACCGAAGUCCUCCCACGCAUGAGAGAGGGUGGAGCGUUCGUCAAGUACACUGUCGAUGAUAGUGGUGCAGCAAGUUCGGAUUCAGAUGUUGAGAAACUGCUACAGGGGUACCUGAACGACAAUCCCGUCAAGCCUUGGUGGAGUCCAUUCCGUCGGGUAGAAGUCAGCGUCGUGAAGGGGAGGCCGUGGAUUGAAGAUCUGAUGCGUCUGCCUACACCGCGGCUGAGGGUCGAAUUCGUCCCUGCGGAGCCAGGCGCGGGGGUCAGCGAGGCGGUUGAGUUGAGCCAGGAACAGCUGUUUGAGCUCUUCAGGCCGUAUGGAAAGUUGAGUGAUAUUGUUGUGCAGCCCCCGGACUCCAAGGUGUUGCCGAAGUUUGCGUAUCUGGAUUUUGCGGGUCUGCCAAAUGCUACUAUGGCGAAGAACUGUAUGCAUGGCUAUGUCCUUACCGAAGCACUUGGAGGCGGGAAGAAGGGCACCGUCGUGAGGCUGAAGUACGAGGCGAAGAUCAAGCCGCGUUGGUUCAAGGACUGGCUCUUCAGUCAUCCAAGAAUCGUCAUUCCCGUUCUUGCUGCGAUUGUAGCUACCAUUACCGUCGCCAUCUUUGAUCCGAUCCGAACAUUCUUUGUCAAGGCACACAUCACAAGGACUCUCCACUUCGAAGACAACAAAUGGUAUAAAUGGAUCAAAGGCUACGCGACAGACAUCUUUCACCGCCGGAAACAAGAAGAUGAUGAUGGCAUGGAGGCAAUAUGGGACGAUCGCAAAGGCAACAUCGAGCAGAUCCAGACCUGGCUCAUGGAGACGGCUGAUACGUUCAUCAUCGUCCAAGGACCUCGUGGUACUGGGAAACGUGAAUUGGUGGUCGAUCAAGCACUCCAGGACGUAAAGCUCAAAGCUGUCAUUGACUGCAAACCAAUUCAGGAAGCUCGAGGUGACAGCGCGACCAUCAGCGCUGCGGCCAUGGCUGUGGGCUACAAGCCAGUGUUUUCGUGGAUGAACAGUAUCAGCGGCAUGAUCGACAUGGCUGCUCAAGGCGCGACAGGUGUCAAGACGGGUUUCUCUGAGACUCUCGAAUCUCAACUCAACAAGAUCUGGAAUACUACGACUACGGCACUUAGGCAAAUCGCGCUAGACAGCCGGGAUAAGGACGACAAGGACGCAAACUUGGGUGACGACGAGUGGCUUGAAGCGCAUCCCGAGCGCAGACCUGUAGUCAUUAUAGACAACUUCUUGCACAAGAGUCAGGAGGGUGGCAUUGUCUACGACAAGAUUGCCGACUGGGCCGCCCGCUUGACGACUACCAACGUAGCACAUGUGAUCUUCCUGACCAACGACGUCUCGUUCUCCAAAUCGCUCUCCAAGGCACUACCCGACCGUGUGUUCCGCCAAAUCUCACUUUCAGACUGCAGCCCUGACGUCGCCAAACGCUUCGUCGUCAAGCACCUCGAUGCUGACGUUGAGGAUGAACCGGCACCAAAGGAUGGCUCAGAAAAGAAGCUGCCGUCGCGACACCGUACUGAUCUUGGCGAACUGGACACUUGCAUUGAUUAUCUGGGUGGCCGACUUACGGACCUUGAGUUCCUCGCGCGACGAAUCAAAUCUGGCGAAACACCUACCAAGGCAGUGCACGAAAUGAUUGAUCAAUCAGCGUCUGAGAUUCUCAAGAUGUACAUCUUUGGCGCAGAAGACGAGGGCGGUAACCGUAACUGGAAUGCUGAGCAAGCGUGGUUCCUGAUCAAGAAACUCGCAAAAGUGGAGUCAAUACGAUACAAUGAGGUGAUGCUCGACGACACGUUGAAGAGCGGCGGUGACAACGUGCUCCGUGCUCUCGAGCAGGCGGAACUCAUCACCAUCGUCUCUGGCGCCAACGGUCGUCCAUCGACAAUAAAGCCUGGCAAGCCUGUUUACUACCCAGCGUUCAAGCGGUUGACGGAGGACAAUGUGUUGAGGAGUCGUCUGGAUCUUGCGAUUCUCACCAACCUGACGAAGAUUGAGAGCGCGACCAUCGACAAGUGCGAGAAUGAGCUGUUGCUGUUGAGUCAGUUGAGGAGCCAGCCUGCGCAGACGAUGGGACGCGUGCAGUAUCUACUGGACAAGAUGAUGGUGAGCCAGCAGAAGGUGGAGAAGUACGAGGGGGAGAUGAAGGGGCUGAAGAAGGUGCUUGGGACGGAGUAUUAG